Mobula hypostoma (lesser devil ray) is the source of this 2406-nucleotide messenger RNA. RefSeq lists its product as uncharacterized. The coding region runs from base 225 to 1010 and encodes 261 amino acids. NCBI's taxonomy places the organism in Eukaryota, Metazoa, Chordata, Chondrichthyes, Myliobatiformes, Myliobatidae. The transcript has 9 exons. Gene Ontology annotation, cellular component: plasma membrane. The record is from RefSeq and is a predicted model, not a curated record.
GUGUGGGAGUCACUCUAACACAGUUGAGCAAACCCAGAGUUGUUGAUUUGUAAGGCAGGAAUGAAUGCAAGCACUGACAGAUACUGAGACAUGUCAGCGGCGCUCCUCAUUCCCUUCAGCAAAUGACAGGCUGGAAGAGGCUACCUGGAGGCUCUCCCUGAGCUUCCUCCCACGAUGGACUAGCACUAACCACCCUGCAAUUACUGGCUGUCGGACUCAAGAAGAUGAGGACAAGCAGGGCAAUUAAAUACACUCUGUUCGCAUUCUGCUACAUCUUCUGGGUAGCAAGUGGGCUGAUGAUAGCUGUGGGGAUCUAUUCAAAAACAGCAGUGGAAGGAGGUGCUGUGGAUUCACUGAUAGCAGACCCUGCACUAAUACUGAUCAUUGUGGGAUGCUUAAUAUUCUGUAUCACUUUCCUGGGCUGUUUUGGAGCUCUGCGCGAUAUUCAGAUUCUGCUGAAAAUAUUCCUCUGGACUCUCCUGCUCAUUCUGCUACUUCAAGUAACAGUUGCUACACUUGGCUUCAUAUUCUCUGAAAAGGUGGAAGAAAAGGCAGUGGCAUUACUGGAGAAAGGAAUUAUCAGAUACAGGGAUGAUCUGGAUCUGCAGAAUCUCAUUGAUUAUAUCCAGAAAAAGUUCAAAUGUUGCGGAGUAUCGAGUUACAAAGACUGGUCGCAAAAUAUGUACUUCAGCUGUGUGGAAACCAACCCCAGCCUUGAACAGUGUGGUGUGCCAUAUUCUUGCUGCAUCAUGACUGCUAAAGAGGUACUGAACACAAUGUGUGGGUACGAGACUCAGCAGCUCAAGUUCUGGACGGCUCGGAAAAAGAUCUACACUGCUGGAUGUUUGGACACUAUUGUCCAAUGGGGGCAUAAAAACCUGCUUCUGAUCGGUGGCAUAGCUCUUGGCGUGCUUCUCCUCGAGAUUUUGCUGAUCUCAUUGACGGCCAUUUUGCUCAAACAAAUCCACUCCAUCAAGAAGAAAAUCAAUCGAAGGAGCACCAUGCACUAGGCCCCACUCUCAAGAAAAACAUUCAGCGUCAUCUUGUGACCACCUCUGAGUGGAAAGCAGCACAUUUCCUCCUUUUGCACUCGGCCUUCAUCACACCUAUAAAUACAGGCUUCAAUGCUGGAGAUAAUCCAACUGGACUGCAUGUGUGUCAUCAGCACCGUGGCUUUUUCUUAUUGAGGUUGAUUUACCAAGGAGAUAUUUUGGGUUUAUUAAUUAGUAACCAUCAGCUUUGGAAGGCUUUGAAUAUUGUUGGCAUAUCGUUCUAGGUAUGGUCUUCAGUUGCCUCCUCGGAUGGCCAUCUUUGGAAGGAUUGCUCUGAAAGAUCUGACCAUGUGGAUGGGAUAUCAGUCUCACACCCACCCACAACUACCUGGGAGAGAGACUACAAAUAAGGUGCUAAGUUGGAUUUCCCUAAGUACCAUGGCCAUCUGUAUCACCUGGCUUUCUGCCAACUGUAAACAGUAUAUUAAAUCUCCUGUUGUCAUAACAGGGAUAGGGUCUCCCUUGUUCUUACCUAUCACCCCACGAGCUUCUGUAUCCAGUGUAUCAUUCUCUGUAACUUCCGCCAUCUACAAUGGGAUCCUACCUCUAGGCACAUCUUUCCCUCCCCCCAACCCACACCUGCUUUUUGUAUCACUCUCUAUGUGUCUCCCUUCCCUUGUCCACUCGUCCCUCCCCAGUGAACUUCCACCUGGCACUUACACCUACAAGCAUGACAAGUGCCACACCUGUCCCUACAGCUCCUCCCUCAUCGGCAUUCAGGGCCCGAAUCAAUCCUCCCAGGUGAGGCGAAGCUUCACUUCAUUUUCUGUCUGGGUAGCCUCCAACCUGAUGCCAUGAACAUCCUCUACACUUCUGGAAAUUACGAAGCUCUCUUCCUUCUCUCUUUUCCUGUUCCCCAUUUUGGUUACUGUCUCUCCCCUCGCUUCUUCCUGUCUGCCCAUCAACUCCCUCUGGUUCCCUUCCUCCUUUUCCUUCUUCCAUGGUUUGCUAUUCCAUGGUCCUAUUAGAUUCCUUUUCCUUCAGUUCCUUACCUCUUCCACCUAACCCUGUCACAUCAACGGAUUCGGCAGCGCAGUAGAUACAGCAAUUGUGCUUGUGAAUAUGCACAUGUCAGCUAAUUACUAUUUCAUUGUGAUAGUAUUUAACAUCGUAGUGCUUGUCGAGACUUGGGCACAGCACAGCAACGCUUUGCUGCCCGUUUGCAUUCGACCUUGCCUGAGAAAUUGGACUGUCGGGUCAACUGACUCUGAAGACUUGCGGUAUUUGUUUUAUAUUUUAGUUGUUCUUUUCAGCCGCAGAUUAGCCUGUGUUUUUCCAUUUGAGUUUUAGUUAGUGGCCCUGUUUGGCCUAAUGUUUAUUGUUAUCUUUCCUCUUUAACACCGUUUGCAUUAAA